AUGAAGGAACCGUCGUGUGGUGAGCGCCACCUGCAGGACCAGGCCUUCACCUCGGCGUCCUCAUCUAGGGGUGCCAGUCACGCUUACGUGGAAGAGGAGGGCAGCCCGCGCCACACUCAUGGGGUCUUCUGCAUCCAAGGCUGCCCUCCAGGCGACCCCCAAAGAGCCCAGGGAGCCCAAGCCGAAACACUUGAUCUAAUACAGUACAUCAAUGAAACAAAUAUGAGCGUUCAACAUCUGGCUGAUGUUCUUCAUAGGAAAACGAGGAGCAGUAACUGGGUGGUGGUGUUCAAAGCUCUGGUUACUGUGCAUCAUCUCAUGGUCCACGGAAAUGAGCGUUUCAUCCAACAUCUUGCAUCUCGACCCUCUUUCUUCACGUUACACAGCUUCCUGGAUAUAAGCGUCAUAGAAGGUUAUACGAUGUCAGCCUUCAUCAGACGGUACAGCAGGUAUUUGAAUGAAAAGUCACUCGCCUACAGACUGAUGGCAUCUGACGUUACAAAAAGCAAGAGAGGGAGAGACGGUGUGAUAAGAGCUAUGAGUACUGAACAGCUGCUAAAGACGCUUCCAGUUAUUCAAACCCAGCUGGAUGCUCUUCUUAAUUUUAAUGCAAAUCCUGAUGAACUAACUAAUGGUAUAAUACGUGCUGCUUUUAUGCUUCUCUUUAGAGAUGCUCUUCGUCUCUUUGCAGCCUAUAAUGAAGGGAUCCUUAAUCUGCUAGACAAGUUUUUUGACAUGAGGAAGAACCAGUACAAGGAGAGUUUGGGGAUUUACAUCAACUUCCUCGAAAAAACCACCAAAUUGACACAGUUCCUGGAGGUUGCAGAGCAAGUUGGAAUUGACCAGAGCAACAUUCCAAAUCUUAUUCAGCCACCCCGGAGUUUACUUGAAGCACUAAAACAGCAUUUAGCUUCUUUGGAAGAGAAAAACAUUUCACCACCUUGCAGCAAGACGACGGUCGCUGAGAGGGAGCGUGCGGGAGAAGCGCAGGCACAGCCGGGCUCUACUCAGUGCUGGACACUCGAGGCCAGGAAGCAGCCGCACGUCGUGCAGAUAAAGCAGUUGCAGGAAGCGGGGCCGGAUCUCGCCAGCACAAAACGGUUUGUUAAGGAGCCCGUGCUUGCAACCUGA
This is a messenger RNA of Cynocephalus volans (Philippine flying lemur), 1131 nucleotides long. RefSeq names its product phosphatidylinositol-binding clathrin assembly protein-like. Gene Ontology annotation, biological process: clathrin coat assembly; synaptic vesicle budding from presynaptic endocytic zone membrane; clathrin-dependent endocytosis. Gene Ontology annotation, molecular function: phosphatidylinositol-4,5-bisphosphate binding; 1-phosphatidylinositol binding; SNARE binding. Gene Ontology annotation, cellular component: clathrin-coated vesicle; synaptic vesicle; clathrin-coated pit. The coding region runs from base 1 to 1131 and encodes 376 amino acids. The transcript has 10 exons. The record is from RefSeq and is a predicted model, not a curated record. NCBI's taxonomy places the organism in Eukaryota, Metazoa, Chordata, Mammalia, Dermoptera, Cynocephalidae.